Messenger RNA from Dermacentor silvarum, 1243 nucleotides. Its product is annotated as coiled-coil domain-containing protein 28B-like. Lineage: Eukaryota; Metazoa; Arthropoda; Arachnida; Ixodida; Ixodidae. The record is from RefSeq and is a predicted model, not a curated record. Bases 227 to 985 code for a protein of 252 amino acids. The transcript is spliced from 7 exons.
CCGUUGCUCGUGGUUUUGACAGUUUUGACACGGCAACAGGUGAUGUUUUGACGUGGGCCAGCCUGGAUCUACGUAGCUCGCGAGCUGACUUGUUCGUGCUGUCAGUCGCGUCGAGCAGCUUCCUUUCUGUUUUGCUUUUUUCGAGCCAGUAACGGUAAGCGCUCGGCCUCCCUCUCCACCUGCGAAUGACAAUCCUGUCUGUCGGGGGAGAGAGAGCCCAUCAUUAAUGUUGCGCCUGAAAGAAAGCACCAGUAAGGCCGGCUACCUCCGACUGGCGAUGGACGGCAACGCAGCAGCCGAGAGCGCGGCGGGCGGCGACGAAGCCGCUGGUGCAGAGUCGGACGCCGCCCUCGAGGUGGUGGUGGCGCCCACCACCGCGGCUGCACCAGCACCAGCCGCUGCGAGUAGCGUCCUGCUGGCGCCUCCGAGCAGCGGCGGCGACCCUUUUCCCCGGGGCGAGAGUGCGUUCGAGCUGUCGCGGCAUCUCUCCAAGUCGCCGCUUGCUCGGGUCAUCUCCGAGACGGAGGAGGCCAAGUCCCCGAGGCCCAAGAUGGAGUUCAAGCCAACGCCACGACGCGCGCCCAGGAACGGCAAAGUGGGGGGUGGCGGCCCAGCCGAAAGCGAUGGUGGCCGUGCAGGCAAUGCAGCCUGCGAGCAGCACUCAUUUCUCACAGACGUCACGGACGUGCGACAGAUGGAGCAGGGCCUGCUGCAGCUGCUGCACGACUUCCACUCGGGAAAGCUGCAGGCCUUUGGUAAGGACUGCACUUUUGAGAAAAUGGAGCAUGUGCGAGAGCAGCAAGAACGACUGGCCCGUCUUCACUUUGAGCUCAACGCUCAGCAAGAACACUGUGGUCCAGAAUCCGAGGAGGGACGGCAGCUGGCAAAGGACAACCUGACAAAGCUCAUUGAGAAUCUACAGCACCUCAGCCAGUCCAUAGAGCAGCUGCAAUCGCACACCCAGGGAGUGCAGACUGAUGUCUGACACUAGCUGGGGCGGAUGCAUCCCGCCCUUCUCAGCACAAAGACUGCAGUGCCACCUUGCAUGGAAGAUUCCUUGGAGCAGGAAGAAUGACUUAAGCGGAAAGUGUGUAUAUAGCAAUGUUCUGCUGUGUCUGUUUCAGAAUCAUUCUAUUAAGUGUCUUCAGCUUGUAAGCAAUGCAGUACUGUACUGUAGCACUGUGCAGAAUUAACUUGUAAUGCUUGUCGUAUCUGCUUUCUGAAUAAACGACACUAUAUAAAA